UUAUAAGUAAAUAAUAAAUCCAAACAAACGUUAAAUUACUUUAAUAUUCGCAGAUAAUGUGUUUUUUAUAUAGCAGGAUUCACAUGAAUCGCCCUCGGUUGGUGUAGCUGGACUGCUAAAGCGUUGAAAUUGUAUAAGCUGAGCGAGGAGGAAUACAACUGACCUAGACUCGUAUUUCAAGCCUCCAUGAACAACUUGAAUGACCCACCCAGAUGGAACAUCCAACCACACGCUAGAGGAAGAGGGGCAGGGGCUGGUGAUGGCAACCAAUGGAACUAUGCGCUGCUGGUCCCUAUGCUGGGACUGGCUGCAUUUCGUUGGAUCUGGACCAGGGAGUCUCAGAGGGAGAUCCAGAAUGUCAGAGCUCAGUAUGACAAGGAUGUGACCAAAAUAAAAAAUGAAAUGGAGGCACAAUACCGGGAGACACUGACCGAGAGGAGCAAAACUGUUGCUACACUAGAGCUACAGUUAGAAAAGGAGAGCCAGAGGGUGACAGGCUACAGGGAGGCCAUAAUCUCUCAAAACCAGCAGCUGAUGAAAGAACGGAAACAACUACAACAGGUUAAACUUUGGAGGAAGAGAAGCAAAGGCAGGUGAAGUCCCGGUGCUGCAGGCACUGUUCUGCAUCGUGCCCUGGAGCGAGAGCAAGACUGGUAUCAGCGAGCCUUGGCAAAGCUAAAGGAGUUAGAGGGUCAGCUUGUUGAACGCCAGAAUGCCUACUGUUCCCGCAUUCAGCCUCAAAAACAGCGGCGGGAGAUGGAGAGGAAUAUGCUUCUCAAGGUUGUUAAAGACCCUAUUGCAGCAGAAGUAGAUCUAGAAUGUUCAGCAUCUUAUUGAUCUAAUUUAGCAUUCUGAAAUACAAAAUCACUAAAACUUUAACUUAAUUUUAACUGUGGGAAAACUGUAUGUGCAGUGGUACUUCUUAUACAGAAAUAUACAGAUCCAAUUGCCUCAUCAGGAAAUUACAAAAAUAAUUCAAAUUUUAAUAAAUAAAACACUAUAUCAAAGCAAAACAGCAACAAAACACACCGUCACCGUCAAUAAUACAAUGUUCACAUUUAAUUAAUUUAUUCAUGGACUCUUGUGGCAGAGUUUUUAGCGUGUCAUAACUAUCAGGGAUGAAAUGGGACUAUUUCAGGUGCAUGUAAAUUUAAAUAAGGGAAAAGAUCACACAGGAUUGUGCUCAGCACUGACAUGUUAUUGCAUUAAAGGAAAUUAAAUCAAAUCACACUUUAUGCAUGUAAAUAAAUGACUAUCUGACAAUACAAUGUUUUUAUUAAUUUAUUGAUAAUAUUCCUUAAGUAAUGAAGUGUUUUCUUAUUUUUGUCCAUAACUUAGUGACUAUGUACUGUAAAUACAAAGUGCAAGCCUUUAUAUAUG
Messenger RNA from Solea solea (common sole), 1380 nucleotides. Its product is annotated as coiled-coil domain-containing protein 127-like. NCBI's taxonomy places the organism in Eukaryota, Metazoa, Chordata, Actinopteri, Pleuronectiformes, Soleidae. The record is from RefSeq and is a predicted model, not a curated record.